CCGCCCCCUCCGCUUGAGCAACUUUGUGCCCUGCACAUUAUUCCUCCCUCCCUGAGUCCGGCCCGCAGUGGGGGUAGCAGGCUGGAAGUUCGUCCCUCUCCGUUGCAGUCCGGUUCGCUCGUGUUGCCCCGCUGUUCGCAAAGCACCGACUCCGCUCUGCAGACAUGACACCUGUCCUCCAGAUAUGUGCUGUCAUUUUCGCAUCAGCGCUCUUGCAGACUGCGACAUCGGCCCACCUCAAUGACACCAUUUUUGCAGUGACUGUCAGCUCACGCAUCACAGGAGGAAAACAGGAGACCCUGUGUGCCCAGAUCCAUGGCCCCACAGAGCCCGUCUCUCUGACCGUCUCCCUUGACAUGGACUCUGGCAGCACCGUCAUCUUAGAGGAGGCUGUCAAACAGGACUUUUACCGCUGCUUAAACUUCCAGGUCCCUGCAGUGCACCACAGCAUGGUGGCAAGCAUUAAUGUCACUAUUCAGGGGGAGAAUGCCUUGAUGACCAAGAAGACCAAAGUUCUUAUCGAGCCUCCUGCUUUCAUCCAUAUCGUCCAGACUGAUAAACCUAUCUACAAACCUGGACAGACUGUCCAGUUCCGAAUUGUCUCCAUGGAUGCCAAUUUCAUCCCUGUAGCUCGAGUGUACACAUUGGUGGAGAUCCAGGAUCCCAAUUCAAAUCGCAUUGCCCAGUGGUUGGAUAAGCCCAUUGUUAGUGGCAUCCUUGAUCUUGCCUACCCCGUGAUUCCUGAGGCAGUACAAGGAAGAUACACAAUCACUGCCUCAACGGACAAAGGAGAGCAAAUAUCCCACAGCUUUGACAUCAAGGAAUACGUUUUGCCAAAGUAUGAGGUAAUGGUCCACCUGCCCAGUGUUAUAACCAUCCUGGACCAAGAGGCAACGCUAAAGAUUUGUGGAAAAUACACCUAUGGGAAACCAGUUGUUGGUUCAGUCAGGGCAGUGUUUUGUAGAAAUGCCAUCCGCUUUUACUGGUAUUCAGCCACCCAAGGAAAUGAUAUCUGCAAGAUUUAUCAACUGACUACGGAUAAAAGUGGUUGUGCUACACAAACCGUAAACUUGGCAGAGUUUUCUCUCAACAAGAGCAUGUACGAUGACAGUUUUGAGGUGAAUGCUGAAAUGGAAGAGUAUGGCACAGGGGUCAUUCUUAAAGGCAGUGGGCGGACCAGCUUCAGCUCUCACAUCAGAACUGUCACCUUUGAGGAUGUACCUGCAGCUUACAAACCUGGUAUUCUGUUUGAAGGAAAGGUCAAAGUGGUGGGUCCAGACAAUAAGCCUGUCGUCAAUGAGCCGGUGUACCUGUUUGAAAAUGACUCACAAAAUGUAACCCUCACUACAGACAAGGAUGGCAUGGCUUCAUUCUCUCUUGACACCUCCCUCUGGAAGGAUACUGUGAAUCUGAGGGUGAAGUCUAAAAAGACAAAAGAGGAUGAACCAUACGUGCCCAAUAUACGUAGACCGGAGUACAGGUCGGCCCACCUUUAUGUUGCUCCAUUUUACUCCAAGAGCAGUAGUUUUUUGAAGCUCAUGCAGAUCAGCAGGAAGAUCUCCUGUGACAAAGAUGCAACUGUGCGAGCUCAGUACAUCAUCCAGGGGCAGGAGCUAAAGAAGGGACAGGAAGUCCUUGACUUCUUUUACCUGGUGAUGUCCAGAGGUGGGAUUGUGCAGCACGGCCAUAUUCCAGUGGCUGUUAAAGCGGGAACUGUCAACAAAGGAGAGCUGUCUGUAUCACUCAGACAGGUGACAAACCUAGCACCAUUUGCCCAGAUUGUAGUUUACACAUUGAUGCCCAGUGGAGAGGCUGUGGCCGACAGCCAGGACUUCCCCAUUCAGCUCUGCCUCAAUAACAAGGUGUCUCUGAAGUUCUCCUCCGUCCAAAAGCUUCCAGCAGAGAAGAUCACACUCGGUCUCCAGGCUCACCCAGGCUCCAUGUGUUCUGUUAGAGCCAUCGAUCAGAGCGUUCUCCUGCUGCAGCCAGAGCAAGAACUCACUGUUGAUUAUGUAUACAGUCAGCUGCCUUUACAGAGGUUGUCAGGAUACACCUAUGAGGUUGAAGACUUUGAGCCAUAUCCCUGUUUCCCUUUGCCAAUGCCAGAGACUGAACCAGAACCAGAACCAGAGAUUGAGGUCGACGUGCCGGCAGCUCGUCGAGGAACGCGCUCUGUCUACUUUGGACAGUCAAAUCAGAAGGAUGACGUCUACAGCAUCUUUAAAGAAAUUGGAAUCAAGAUUGUGACGAACUCUGAUGUGAAAAAACCUCAUAACUGCCACAUCAAUUAUAGGGAUCAAUAUUAUUAUGAUACGGAUCUCGUAGAUUCUGUUCCUGUUCCCAUGGCCUUCAACAUGAUGCCACAGAAUUCAGGUGGUGUGCUGAAAGGUAAAGAGGAGAAGAAGGAAACCGUCAGGACAUUCUUCCCCGAGACCUGGAUCUGGGACCUAGUUACUGUGGGAGACAGUGGGUCAGUGAAUGUAGAGAAGACAGUCCCUGACACCAUCACUAAGUGGGCAGCUGGAGCUUUCUGUGUGUCCUCUGUUGGCUUCGGCGUGUCGCCCAACAUUGGACUGACUGUGUUCCAGCCAUUCUUUGUCAGUCUCACCUUGCCUUAUUCUGUCAUCCGUGGAGAGGUCUUUACACUCAAAGCCACAGUCUUCAACUAUCUCUCCAAAUGCAUUAUGGUGAAAGUAGUAUUGGCUGAUUCAAACAACUACACCUUCAGAAACUGCGAUGGCUGCCAGUACAGUGUGUGUCUGUGUGGAGAGGAGAGCAGGACCUUCUCAUGGAUUGUUACUCCAACCACCCUUGGUGAGGUGAGUCUGAAGGUCAGCGCCAAGGCCCUGAAGACUGAUAUACUAUGUGGGAACGAGGUGGCCACCGUCCCCGACGUGGGCCAGAUCGACACAGUGAUCCGCACCCUGCUGGUCGAGGCUGAAGGAACACCACAGAUGGUCAGUCACAACGCUCUCCUCUGUCCUGCAGAGGGUCCAGUGGAGAAGAAAAUCUCUCUUCUGAUGCCUGAGAUGUUUGUGGCUGGAUCAGCCAGGGCCUCUGUCUCUGUACUGGGUGAUCUGAUGGGCCGGGCCAUGAAGAAUCUGGAUAAGCUCCUGGCCAUGCCGUAUGGCUGUGGGGAGCAGAACAUGGUGCUUUUUGCUCCCAACAUCUUCAUCCUUAACUACCUGAAAAGCACUGGUCAGCUGACUAAGGAGAUUCAGGACAGGGCAACACGCUUCCUUGAGAGUGGAUAUCAGAGAGAGCUCACCUACAAGCAUGAUGACGGCUCCUACAGUGCCUUUGGGAAGAGUGAUGAGUCUGGAAACACAUGGCUGACCUCUUUUGUGAUGAAGUCCUUUGGUGGGGCAAGACCAUACAUUUUUGUGGAUUCCAGGCACAUUAAAGAUGCAUGGAGGUGGCUUUCACAGCACCAACGACGUGAUGGCUGCAUCAGAUCUGUUGGAAAACUCUUCCACAAUGGCAUGAAGGGAGGAGUGAGUGAUGAUGUGUCCCUGACAGCCUACAUCACCGCUGCCAUGCUCGAGCUGGAUGCCAACAUCACAGAUCCCGUUGUACAGAACUGUCUCAGCUGUCUGAAGGUAGCAUUGGCCGGCCAGAUGGACAACCUGUACACCACUGCCCUGCUGUCAUACACCUUCACUCUGGCUGGAGAUCAGGAGAGGAGGAGUAAACUCAUCACAGACCUGCACCAGAAGUCCAACACACAAGGGGGCACCCGUCACUGGGACAGAGCAGGGGCUUCUGAGAAAGGCCUGGACUCUCUGGAGGUGGAGAUGACCUCCUACGUGCUGCUGGCUCUGCUCUCCGGUCCAGCCAUGCCAGAGUUUGGUUUGGACUACUCCUCUGGCAUCGUUCGCUGGCUUGCUCAGCAGCAGAACCCAUACGGCGGCUUCUCCUCCACACAGGACACGGUGGUGGCCCUCCAGGCACUGGCUAAGUACGGAGCUGCCACCUACAGUGCGGAGGGCAGCACUGCAGUGACAGUGACCUCAUUAGGAGGCCUGAACAAAGAGUUCACAGUGGAUCAGAGCAACAGGCUGCUGUACCAGGAGGAGAAGCUGAAUGAGGUCCCUGGAGAGUACACAAUCCAAGCCCAGGGCCAGAGCUGUGUGCUGGCACAGAUCUCCAUGCAUUACAACAUCCCUCCUCCCCCUGACUUCUCUGCCUUCAACAUCUCUAGUGAUACCAUGGCCAAGUGUAACAUCAGCAGGCCUCAACUCAUCCUCUUUGUGCAUGUCAGAUAUCAGGGCAGGAGAGAGGAAACCAACAUGGUGAUCAUCAACAUCAAACUCUUGUCUGGCUACAUUCUGGAUAAGAGCUCUCUGAAGCUGCUGAAGAGUUUCUCCUCAGUGAAACGUGUGGACAUGGAGGAGGGAUUCAUCAACAUCUACUUAGAUGGGCUGAAGAAGGAUGAGACCAUCACAUACAGUGUGACACUAGAGGAGGAUCAGCCUGUCAGGAACCUGAAACCAGCUGUGGUUAAAGUCUAUGAUUACUACCAGACAAGUGAUGAGGCAGUAACUGACUACACAUCCCCCUGUGCAGAGAAUGACAGCAUCAACCAACUGUAAGAAUCCCUGCGAAGUCCAGACAGCUCUUCUGUCAGAAGAAUCACUGUUUUCAAGAAAGAAACUUCUAGAUGUUUAUUUUUUUUCUUAGACUGUUUAAUUUUUUUUUACCCUUUUUAAACCUUUUUAGCCGUUUUGUUGCGUGAAUCCCUCUUUUCAUGUAUUUUUAGAAAUAGAUUUGUACUUUUUCUCUUUUUUUGUUUAUGUUUUAUUUCCUGUCACAUGGUAUCAUCAGAUUAUAACCGUUAGUAAUGAACCAAUAAUUAGUCUCUCUCCUCAACACUGGAAACUUGACAUUAUAACCUGCUGAAUUCAAGAAAGGCAGACAAUACUCUGUAACAGAUUUGUUUUUAAUAGAUUUGACAAAAUCCAUAUUAUUCAUACCUGAAAGUGAUGCAUGAGACGUACAGGGUACCAAUAACACAGUAUGGUCCGAGUAUUGAUUCUGAGUGUGUGUGCCUGUGUGUAUGUCUAUGGAACAGGAACUACUUUCUAGAAAAAAAAAGUACAGUCAUGUGAGUGCUAGGUGAGUUAUUCUGUGUGUGUUCUGCUGUACCAGUAAUAAAAAAGGUAGAUUGAUACAUCACUACCGUACAAUUUAAAAUGUAACUGACUGACAAUAAAAUUUCUAAAAUGACAAAAAUAAGUAAAAA
Messenger RNA from Lates calcarifer (barramundi perch), 5242 nucleotides. RefSeq names its product alpha-2-macroglobulin (gene a2m1). The record is from RefSeq and is a predicted model, not a curated record. Gene Ontology annotation, cellular component: extracellular region. Lineage: Eukaryota; Metazoa; Chordata; Actinopteri; Centropomidae. Bases 165 to 4592 code for a protein of 1475 amino acids. Gene Ontology annotation, molecular function: endopeptidase inhibitor activity. The transcript has 36 exons.